Messenger RNA from Porites evermanni, 2618 nucleotides. The record is from the annotation of a GenBank genome assembly. Lineage: Eukaryota; Metazoa; Cnidaria; Anthozoa; Scleractinia; Poritidae.
AGGUUCGAUCGUUUAACUUCUGAAAUAUCAAGAAGUACAGUUGAAAACUCAAGCUUAAAGAUACAGGAUAAGGAUAAACACAGUGGAUCGACCAACUCAGGAAACUUGAUUGAAACUUUCGCCUCCUGUGGGGUAUUAAAAACGUCGUUGUAGGAUCACUGACCAAGACGUCUUCUGUCUGAAGCGGAGGGAUUUGUUGCUUAUAAGCUGAAAACACGUCGUGAUCACUUCUUUGAAUUCUUUGUUUACCUUCUAACGCCUUUUUUUGCGGGAAGUUACAGUUUGUAUCGACAAUGCAUUCACCUGUGGAAGCCAAGGCCCUGAUCUUUGAUUGUGAUGGAACUUUACUGAACACUAUGCCCUUACAUUGGAGCGCUUGGUGUGCUAUUUGUAGAGAAACGGGCUUGAGAUUUAAUAAGGAAAGCUUUUACGCGCUCGCGGGAGUUCCGGGUAGAGAAAUUAUCCGCGAACUAGCAAAUCAACAAGGGAUCGUUCUUGAUCCUAUGGAAGUGUACGCACGAAAGAAGGCUUUCUUUCUAAAUGGACUUAAAUCUGUCAGAGCGAUACCCUGUGUUGUUCAAUUUGCCUUGGAAGCAAGGAGAACUGGAAUACCAACCGCUGUAGCGUCUGGUAGCUCACGCGCUCAAGUUGAACAAGGUACGAUGUGGACGAUGGGAAGGUCAAGGGUGAAUCUGUUUUUCGUUUUUCAUAAAUUUUUGGCUCCUGCGCGAGAGGUUACUUCCUAAAAGGAAGUAUUCCUUCAAUUUCUUUCUAGCUUUUCUGUUUAGGAUAUUAUUUGGCGAUAAUUUAAACACAAGCUUUAGGGCGUAUUUACAUGUUUUACAAAGAAUCUGAUAAUUCGAUUCAAUCUCAUUGUUCUUUUCGGGUUCAAAGUCCACGCCGCGAUCAUUGGCUUCUAUCUUUGGAAAGCUGCGGCUGGCUAAUCCAUAUAAUAGGGAUUUGAAACAACAACCCCUGAAAGCAGUAAAGUUCAAGGGCUCCUGAGGCAAUCUCCAUUCCGCCACAAUUACAAAAGAAUCAUUUUCUGCUAGUCUAUACCUUCACUUACUGAGUCUUUAACUAUGUGAUACAUACCCUCAGGUAGAAAACUGACAGUUAUUUUGUCUAUUUUGGUGAGGGAAUGAGGUGGAAACAAUGAGAAAUUGUUUGAGUGCACUUUCACAGCUUUGCUGCUUACUGGAGCCCUCACUGGCAAAAGCCCCAGCAUUGCAGUUUACUGCAGUACGGCCAACUCUUUCUUAAUGGACACCUCUAUAAAACAGACCCCUCACUAAAAUGGACACCUAGAGUUGGUCCGUGCCUUUCUUUACCCCUUUCAAUUCACUCUCUAUAAGAUGGACACCUCUCAAAGAUGGACACAUAGUGCUGGAAAAGGUGUCCGUCUUAUUGAGAGUUGACUGUAGCAGUUUUAUCUAAGGAAGUUUAACUGUGAGGGAGACUACCCCUAUACCCACCCCAGCAAAAACCUGAUGCUGGAUAUAGACACUGGAAAAAUCCUUCUUUCAGAUGGAUUUGUCGUUAACCAUAGAGUAUCCAUAUUAUGUAUUUAUGUAUGAUAGUGUUCUGAUGGAAAUUUCGUAGAAGUCGUCGAGGGCUGAAUCACAAAAUCAAAUCGAUUAUACAUUUUAUUUAUACUACCAUUAAUUCAGCCACUUAAGCUAGAAACUUCAAUUAGGUUCCAGUUAACUUCAUAUCAUCUAAAUUAUGAUCCAUGUGUUUUUGAUUUUGUAUCUCUUACGUACUCAUUUGGAAUUCCUGGUAAAAAUCAAAAAUACUUAUUAAAACAAGCUCAAAAAUGUUGUAUUAUUCUAUAUUAGUGAAUUCUAUUUUAUUAAUUUUCUCUGUACAGCAUUGACGGAAACUGGUAUUCGAGACCUGUUUAAUGUAAUUGUUGGAAAUGAAGACUACAAGAAUGCCAAACCCAGUCCGGAUGCCUUUCUGACAGCAGCCAACCAGCUGGGAGUGUUGCCGCAAUUCUGUUGGGCCUUUGAAGACUCGUAAGUAUCUCAAACCAUUAAAAUUAUAGCUUGUGAUAAGAAAACAAAGGGAUGUACCGUCAUUAAAACUUUGAAGAUGGAAAAUCUAAUAACUUUUUUAACCUUAAUAUUUUAUCAUUGAUUUUAUCAUUUUAUCAUUGACCAUUUGAGAAGCUAUUAAUGCUCAAAACAGGGUCUCAUUCAUUAUUACAAAUUGUCUGUGCCUUUUCUCAAGCCACCUCAUUGUGUCUGAUAUCAAUAGUAAAAGCUGCUCUCAAGAGCCUAACAAAAAACAAACACGUACAUAAAUGUACUGCCUAUAAGUAGUAAUAAUAAUAUUAUUUACUCAGUACCCUGAUAAUAUUGCAGACAUUAAGUAUUUGCCAUUAAUAUAUCAGCUAGUUAUUGUUUGCAUUAUUAAUUAAUAAAUCUAUUCAUUUAUUUGAGCAAAUCCCACGUAUUUACAUCCAAGGUAAAGAGUUUAUUUUUUAAAUUGUUUAUCAUACGAUUUAUCUUAUUUUUUUCAGAGACAUUGGCAUAGAGGCAAUAAAAAGAGCUGGUUUUGCCAAAUUUGUAGAUGUACGGCAUUUAGAAGGUUAUCCUGAAGAUGAUAGUAGAUGA